GCAACGUCAGUAGUUCAAAUGCCGGCGAUCACCGCAGUUAUGGCGGGUUCGUUCCCGAACCAAUACCCAAUUUUUCCAUCCAUAAGUCCUGAAAAUGGGAAACGCAUUUGUUUGAGAAAACCCAACACCGGUUCAACCUCUCCAAGACGCCUUUGCUGCAGAUCUCAGCUACAGGAGUUUGCUUCACUUACUUCCGCUACCUAUGGAAUCCUUCUAUUCUCUGGCGGUGUCUUUGCAUUUACUAAAUCAGGGAGCAAAGGAUCUCUCUUUGGAGGCCUCACUGGAGCUGCUCUUAUGACAUCUGCAUAUUUUCUUAUGCAAUCACCAGAGACAAAAGCAAUUGGUGAUGCCCUUGGUUUCGGGUCUGCCUUCCUUUUCUCCGCUGUCUUUGGGAUACGAUUGGCAGCCACUCGGAAACCGAUUCCCGCUGGUCCUUUGUUAGGUCUUUCUAUCUGUGCAUUGGUUGUGUUUAGCUCAGCUUAUUUGCAAGAUCGUCUUUGAUCCUUGUCUUUUGUAUUUGGCACAGUACUCUUUGAAAGUAACUAUACCUUGUUGAUUGAGUAAAUUAACUUUAAUAUGAUAUGUAUUCCUGUUUGAAUUAACAACUGAAAUUUAGUAUACAAUAUUUGGCAAGUCAUAAAGAUUAGUGAAAUGCUUUGCCUGCAA
Molecule: messenger RNA, 666 nt
Organism: Hibiscus syriacus
Lineage: Eukaryota; Viridiplantae; Streptophyta; Magnoliopsida; Malvales; Malvaceae
Product: protein FATTY ACID EXPORT 4, chloroplastic
Exons: 4
Coding region: 19-501 (160 amino acids)
Cellular component (GO): membrane
Source: RefSeq, a predicted model, not a curated record